This is a messenger RNA of Protopterus annectens (West African lungfish), 1414 nucleotides long. Its product is annotated as regulator of G-protein signaling 2-like. The transcript is spliced from 5 exons. NCBI's taxonomy places the organism in Eukaryota, Metazoa, Chordata, Ceratodontiformes, Protopteridae. Bases 121 to 768 code for a protein of 215 amino acids. The record is from RefSeq and is a predicted model, not a curated record.
ACAAAUCAGAAAUCAAAGCAAGCUCAACCCACAUACCCACUUGCUAGACUCUUAUAAUAAGGCGCACGCAGGAGUCUAAAGGAAGACUUUUUUGGGGAAUAAUCUUUAUUGGAAUCAAUAAUGCAGGGUCCUGUUGUUAUAACAAUGGAGCACAUCACGGUAUGCGCAGACCGAACCAACUACCCGUGUCAAGAUAAUGUGGAUAAAUCCACCAAAAGAAGACGGACACAUGCAAAUGAUUGGAGAACACGGAUGAAUUUCUUGUUGCAGUAUUCUAAGUCUCCAGGUGAUCCCAUACGAAUGUACUGCUGUAAGAAAGACAGGACACCUCUAUUAAGGCCUUCCCCUGCAGAAGCAAGGUUGUGGUCUGAAUCUUUUGAUGCUCUCCUUGGUAACAAAUAUGCCAGGAUUGCUUUUCGAGCUUUUCUGAAGUUGGAGUUCUCCGAGGAGAAUAUGGACUUCUGGCUUGCUUCUGAAGACUACAGACAAACCAAGUCAUCCAGAAAGAGAUCAUCAAAGGCCAGGAAGAUUUAUAAUGAAUUCAUAGGUCCAGAUGCAUGUAGAGAGAUUAAUAUAGAUUUUCUGACAAAAGAGAUGAUCGCAAACAACCUGCAUUCAUCAAUCCCAUCCUGCUUUGAUGCAGCACAAAGGCGAGUGUAUAGCCUAAUGCUGAAUAAUGCAUACCCACGAUUCAUCCAGUCUGAGUUUUACCAAGGCCUCUGUAGAGAAACGGAAGACGAUGAGGCAGAUGUUCAGUGGUACCUGUGACUCGAUGGGACAUCUUUAGGAGGACAUCUUGGAGAGAGAAGUUUCCAGUAUCCAAUUGCUGAGGGAACUAAUGAUGGUGCCUAGAAAGUUUAGGGUGCCAAAAGGUUUCUUUGAGGAACCUGUCUACAUAUUUUGCCACGUAAGUGGUCUGUCCACAUAUUUAUGUAACCGAGGUAAGAUGGUAUCUCAGAAACUUGACUGUCUAUUGGUGCUAAGCAGAAAAUAACAAGUCUGCUUGAGUUGAAUGUAAAGAUGUACCAAGCUUACUGCUUUUCAGUUCUGCACAAGUACCCACAUUUGAUAACAGAAUUUAAAAGGGGGGUCAGUCAUAUUCUAAAUAUUUGCAAAACUAAGACUAUUUUUAAUACAAAAUACUUUUAUAAUAAUUAUUUUCUCAUGUAGAUUUUUAUUUUUUUUUUCUUAUCAAGAGUCAUACUGUUAUGUUCAAGACUGAAUCACUAAUUGACUCCAUCUCUGUUUUCUUUUGAUGACCUACUCAUAAGACUUGCAGUAAUAUUGAUUUUUGUUUUUACUCACAAGUUAAAUGAAACUUCGCUGAUAUGUAAUUUAAAUUUCAAUGUGGUGAACAGAGUUGUGGUGAUAAAAUAGCUAAUAAUAAAUAAAAAUUAGAUUAUUGAUCUACACA